This is a messenger RNA of Mya arenaria, 5688 nucleotides long. RefSeq lists its product as uncharacterized. The transcript has 3 exons. Lineage: Eukaryota; Metazoa; Mollusca; Bivalvia; Myida; Myidae. The record is from RefSeq and is a predicted model, not a curated record. Bases 1188 to 5357 code for a protein of 1389 amino acids. Gene Ontology annotation, biological process: DNA replication. Gene Ontology annotation, molecular function: nucleotide binding; DNA-directed DNA polymerase activity; DNA binding.
UUGUGCCUUUUAACAGGGUUGGUUUAUUGUUCAAAUCUUAGCCUACCGUGUUGUUUUCAUUGUAUUAUUACAGUACGUAAUAAUUGUUUUUACUUAUGAGUGCCCUUCAAAUCAAUUCAAUGUACAAGGAAUAGAAGGUAUGGACUGUUUUAAUGGCAACAUCAUCGCUUGCGUGGCCUGAUUGUGGUGCUUGUAUGUGUAUAAGUGGUGAUUGUAUGUUAUUGUUAUUCGUUCAGUGUCGUUCGGGCCCUUGUCGAGUGCUUCUGAACAGGGUUGAUAUUUGAUUGUAAACUACUGGGCUUGACCCUGUAGUUAACAUUGUAUAAUUGAGAUCCCACGGUUUAGUUGCAAGGCUAGUUCCUGUUGUAUCAUUUUAUUUAGGUACUUUAUAACCACGUGCAACUUUCAGACACAGACAUAACUACGCAUGAACAAAAAAUCGCGGAACUAUUUGGUCAUUACAACGAAUGGAAGGAGCACGCUGAACAGUUGCAGGAAGAGGUUAGGUCCCUUUCGUCAUUCAAGGAAGUAGUCAAUCAUGCCUAAGUAGACUACAAAGCACCCGGUGACCCCUUCUUAUUCUAUAUAAAUGAUGCAAUCGCGUUCGAAGUCAAUUUUCAAGCUCAGUCAAGUGUGACGUAAUUCCUCCGCUUUCGACACAGACUUUUGGUAGAAGGGAACUAAUGUGUAAUAAUAACUUGUAUAGACAUGAAAGUGAUACGUAAACAUGUGGCAGUUUAGGGGUUUCUUCUAUACAAUGUAAAAUGAGCCAUGUUCGGAAUUUAGCGUUAAACAAAACAUUCUUCCAGUAGUGUUUACAUCAUGUACACUACAAGAUUAACUAUAUAAUAUACCUAAUGUAUUAAAUAUUAACAUAAAGUGAACAACUUUAACAGUAUACAUAUCCUUUUGAAUUCAGACAGCAUCCUAAUAGCGAUAAUAAUCCAAACGUGUUUGAACACGAAGUGUGGGAUCCCAUGUCGACAUAUUGUCGUUAUUAAUAUUGCGAUGACGUAAGGUUUGCGCAAUUCAUUGAUUUAUACCUUGCGCCAAAUCAUUCAUUUCCAACACAGACAUCCUGCAGGCCGUAUGACAAAAUGUGUCAUGGGAUAGAUAAAAGAUAGCAGUUAAACGUCUCGGAUUAAAAAGCAGUGGACAACAUAGCAGCGAGCAAAAGAGCGACAGUCAUGACGUACCAAUGCGAGGUCUGCAAUGUUACUUUCUCCAAACUGAGUCAGCUAUUACAACAUAGAAGAACCGAGAAUCAUUGGCCAAAAUAUACAUGCCCGACCUGCAAGAAAGACUUCACUAGGAAGAAUAACUUAAAGCAACAUAUGAAAAAACAUGAGGACGAAAAUAAUCACCACUGCCCCGAGUGCCUUCGGGUAUUUACGAGAAGUGAUGCACUUGAGGAGCAUUUCUUGCAACAUCAAAACCAAAGUGGUGGCGGAAGAAAGAGGACUAGUGAUGAUGACACAAAUUCUAACGGAACUCGGAAGAGACAAAAAUUAACUGCAAAAGACGAUGCGAUGAAAUAUUAUCAAGUAGAACAAAUUAGUGAAAGAAGGAUAGAAAAAUUCAACACAACUGCAUCAUAUUACAAAAUAACAGUACAAGAUAUGGAAAUCAGGGAACUUCCAAACAUAAUUAAAACUUUAAAACAAAUUUUUCAAUCAAUCAUUGAAACCAUUGCAGGCAACAUACCAUCGUCCGACAAAGUAAGAGUUACGAUGGAUAAUCCGCAAUUGGACUUUCCCAUUGUCCUUCCGUUUAUGCGAAGGUCUGAACUUACAGUCGACAGACUUUUGUCAGAAAUAGAGAGAGUGCUUCAGUCGUAUGAACAGUUUGUGCUUGACGAAACGUUCGGGUUGGAAUUCGUUCACGUGCAUUUGCCUACUGGAAGUGGAUUUCGGGGGAAACCUUUUGUGGACAUAUCAAAGUUAUUAAAUAAUAAAGGAAGUGUCAUUCAAAUAAGAAAUACGGAUGAGGUUUGUUGUGCACGCGCCAUAGUUACAGCGAUAGCGCGCAUAGAAAAACACCCACAGUGGAAUAAUAUACGCCAAGGCCACCAUGCACAGAAACAACUGGCACUUAACUUGCACGACAAGGCCGGGGUGCCUCUGAAACGCUGCGGUAUUGAAGAAGUAAAACUGUUUCAAACAGUACUUCCUAAAUAUAGAAUCAUUGUUUUAUCGAAGGAACACUUCAAUGCUAUCAUCUAUGAUGGACUGGAUGACGGCGUGCCCAUUUAUUUGUACUCGCACAAUAAUCACUUUGAUGUCAUCACGACAGUCGCAGGAUUUUUGAAUAGAAGUUACUUCUGUCUACAAUGUAAGAAAGGUUACAGUAACAAAGAGCAACAUGCCUGUAACCAUCCUUGCGUCCACUGUCAUCGUCUACACGAGGACGACUCUCUUAACUGGGAACAUUGUACCGGCUGCAAUCGCAAUUUUAUAAACGAAACGUGUUUUGCAAUGCACAAGCUUAACCACGACAUUGGCUCAUCAACCUGCAGUAUGUAUUACAAAUGUAAGGAUUGCGGACAAGCAAUUAAUGUGCGGAAACAUAAGAAGCCUCACGUAUGUAAUGAAAAAUACUGCAAAACAUGUAAGGAAUUCGUGACAGAAGAUCACCAGUGCUUUAUGCAGCCAAUCGAGGUAACUAAAUCCGAGGGAGGAACUAUUAAAAAGAAAACAAACGGCACAAAAUAUAUAUUUUUUGACUUUGAGUGCACACAAGAUCAGCAGCUUCAUUGCGAAAAAGGAUAUCUAUCUGGGGUAAACGGAAAGUGUGUCAAUUGUAAUAAAGCAACCUGUGGUUCUUAUAAACAUGAACCGAACUUGUGUGUCGCGCAAAGAGUAUGCCAUCAUUGCCUAAAGUACGACUUGUCAAGCGAUUCGGAGUGUGAAUAUUGCGGCAAAAAUGAACUGAUUUUCAAAGGCGAUCAGACCACUCGGCGGUUUUGUAAUUGGUUAUUUUCUGAAGAAAAUGUUGGUGCCACCGUAAUUUGUCAUAAUUUCAAGGGUUAUGACAGUUAUCCUGUUCUGCAAUACCUGCAUGAAAAUGCCAUAUUACCAGAGGUCAUAACAAACGGAACAAAAUUUAUGUCCAUUAAAGUUCCUGUUUGCAAAAUACGCUUCAUCGACUCCAUAAAUUUUAUUCCAAUGGCAUUAGCGGAUAUGCCCAAAUCAUUUGGAAUUGCGGAACUCGCAAAGGGCUACUUUCCGCAUCUAUUUAAUCGACAAGAAUACCAAACCGCGAUACUCACGAAGUUACCAGACAUGAAGUACUACUACCCAGAUGGUAUGAAAAUAGACAAACGAAUGGAGUUCAUGGCAUGGUAUGACAUUCACAAAAACGACGCGUUUGAUUUUCAAUAUGAACUGUUAAAAUACUGCCGAUCAGAUGUGGACAUUUUGAGGAAAUGCUGUCUGAAGUUUCGCGAGCUGUUUCAGGAAAUAACACAAAAGAGUAAAGUUCCUGGCAUUGAUCCGUUUGAAAAUUGUUUGACCAUUGCCUCGGCAUGUAAUCUGGUGUUCCGGCGAAAUUUUCUGGAACACGAAAGUAUUGGCAUUAUUCCAUCUCACGGUUACAGACCAGAAGAAAAACAGUCAAUUAUGGCCUAUCAAUGGAUGUCAUAUCUAGCGCACGAAAAUCAAAUCAACAUCCAACAUGGCAGGAACUACGGCGAAAAGCAAAUUGGGCCGUAUAAAGUGGAUGGGUAUUACGAACGCGACGGUGAAAAGGUGGUAUUGGAAUUCCAUGGCUGUUUUUGGCACGGAUGCCAGAAAUGUUUUUCAACGACAACAAUUAAUCCUGUCAAUGACACGAGUAUGGGCGAAUUAUAUGCGAGAACCAUGGCAAAAAAAGCUUUUAUAAAAUCUGAAGGUUAUUCCUAUGAAUCUAAAUGGGAAUGCGACUUCAAAAACGACAUGGAGAUCAACCUAGACAUGAAACAAUACAUACACAACCUUGAAUAUGUCUGCCCUCUUGAACCAAGAGAUGCUUUCUUCGGGGGUCGCACAGAAGGGUUCAAAUUGUAUGAAGAAGCGUCAAGUGAACAAGAAAUAAACUAUUAUGACGUGACAUCAUUGUAUCCAUAUGUGAACAAAACUGGGAAAAUACCUUUGGGGCACCCCGAAAUUGUCACCGAAAAUUUCGAAAACAUAACCGAAUACGAAGGACUGAUCAAGUGUAAAAUCGUACCUCCUCACGGACUCUACAUACCCGUUUUACCCGUGAAAUCGAAUAAAAAGCUACUUUUUAGCCUGUGUAGAACAUGCGCAGACCAGUACCAGCAGUCGCCAUGUCAGCAUACUGAUAAUGAAAGAGCUUUCCUGGGUACUUGGGUUACAGACGAGGUAAAACUGGCAAUAUCGCAGGGUUACAAAAUUGUGAAAAUCUACGAAGUUUGGCAUUUUGAAAAUAUUUCGCAGUAUGACCCAGACUCCAAAUGUGGCGGUUUAUUCACUGAAUACGUGAAUACCUUCCUGAAACUAAAGCAGGAAGCAAGCGGUUGGCCAGAAUGGUGCAAAACAGAAGAAGACAAGCAAUGGUAUAUUAAAAGAUUCUAUGACAAGGAGGGUAUACUUUUAGACUAUAACAUGAUUCUCAAAAAUUCAGGUCUUCGAUCCUUGGCUAAGCUGAUGCUGAAUUCUUUCUGGGGCAAAUUUGGCCAACGUUCAAAUCUAGCACAAACGUCUUACGUAACAGACACCAAGGAGUUUUUUGAAUUUAUGACAAAUGACCAACAAACAAUCAAGAACAUCCAUUUUGUAAAUGAGGAAACAGUACAACUUGACUGGGCAUACAGUGAAGAUUUCAUUUCGGAUUCCUCUAGGACAAACGUUGUGAUAGCUGCAUACACAACGGCACAGGCCCGCCUUAAACUCUACAGCUAUCUACAGGGUCUGGGUCAACGCUGUCUAUAUACGGACACAGAUUCGAUAUUCUUUAUUUCAAAGCUUGGGCAGUGGAAGCCGCCACUCGGAGAUUUUCUUGGAGAUCUCACAGAUGAGGUUCCGGAAAAUAAAAUAACAAAAUUUGUCACCGGUGGUCCCAAAAAUUAUGCGUACAAAACAGAACGAUGUGACAAAAACGGUUACUUUUCGCUUUGCAAAGUCAAAGGGAUCACGAUGAAUUUUAAAAACUCACUCCAAAUCAAUUACAAUACAGUGGUCGAUAUGGUUAGGGGAUCAUCCCAAAGCCCAUCAGCUAUUCAAGUUCAGGACAUGAAAAUAUGCAGGGACAUAACACAAACUAGUGUAAUCACAAGACAAGAAACAAAAGACUAUAGACUUGUGUUUGACAAAAGAGUAAUCAAUGAGAAUUACCUUACCUAUCCUUACGGAUACUAAUGCAUUUGUGUAUACUUUUUACAUGUUGUUUAUAGCUGUUAUAAUAUUCUAUUGAUUUUGUUUCAAGUGUACAUGCAUCGAAUAUUGACAUGUUAAUACAUCAACAAUGUUGCAAUUCCGUUUUGUUUUCUCAUUUUGUUUUUAUUUACUAAAUAUGUUGUUAAUAAUUCAUGCAUAUAGUGAAUGUAAUAUGUUAACAUCAUCUGUAUGCCCCUAUGCCCUAUGGACAUUAAUGUACUCUUUUUCUUUUUGUAUGCCUUUGUUUGUUGUAUACAACUUGCUGAAAAUUUAAAUAUUCAUUUUAUUUCAUAUGUCGUAUACAUGUAUUGGA